GCUGUUUAAAUGGUACGACUCUGAAUUUGACGGGGGUCAUUUGGACAGUUCGUUUUUGGAGUACCUCGUCGACGCCGGCCGCUCCAGACCCUAACUUUCCAAACCCAAAGCUCCCCUCAACACACAUUUCUUCACUCAUUUGGCCCUCCAACUCAAUCCAAGAUGUCCAAGAAGGCCCCGUCCGAUGAUGAGAAGUUCCUCUUUGUGGACAAAGACUUCCUGAACAGCCCCAUGGCUCAGGCUGACUGGUCCGCAAGGAAGCUGGUGUGGAUCCCGUCUGAGAAGCAUGGCUUCGAGGCGGCCAGUAUCAAGGAGGAGCACGGCGACGAGGUGCUGGUGGUGCUGGCUGACAGUGCCAAGAAGCUGACGGUCAACAAGGACGACAUCCAGAAGAUGAACCCGCCCAAGUUCAGCAAGGUGGAGGACAUGGCGGAGCUCACCUGCCUGAACGAAGCCUCCGUGUUGCACAACAUCCGCGAGAGGUACUUCUCUGGACUUAUUUACACGUACUCCGGCCUGUUCUGCGUGGUGGUGAACCCCUAUAAAAUGCUGCCCAUUUACUCAGAGAAGAUCAUCGACAUGUACAAAGGGAAGAAACGACAUGAAGUCCCCCCUCAUAUCUACGCCAUCGCUGAUAAUGCCUACAGGAACAUGAUGCAAGAUCGAGAGGACCAGUCCAUUCUCUGCACUGGAGAGUCCGGUGCCGGAAAGACGGAGAACACCAAGAAGGUCAUCCAGUAUCUGGCUCUUGUGGCCUCCUCACAUAAAGGCAAGAAGGACAGCAGCGCUACGGGGAGCUGGAAGAAGCAGCUCCUGCAGACCAAUCCCAUCCUGGAGGCCUUCGGAAAUGCCAAGACCAUCAAAAACGACAACUCAUCCAGAUUUGGUAAAUUCAUCCGUAUCAAUUUUGAUGUGACCGGCUACAUCGUUGGAGCCAAUGUUGAGACUUACCUGCUGGAGAAAUCUCGCUGUAUCAGACAAGCAAAGACAGAAAGAGCCUUUCACAUCUUCUACUACAUGAUUGCCGGUGUCCAGGGGAACAGCGCGGAGCUUCUCCUGGAGCCUUUUAGUAACUACGCUUCCUGAGCGCUGGUCACGUUCAGCUCCCCCGGCCAGCAGGACGAUGAGAUGUACGAGGAGACCAUGGAGGCCAUGAGGAUCAUGGGCCUGACCGAUGAAGAGAGACUCGAUAUCCUGAAGGUGUGCUCCACCGUCAUGCAGCUGGGAAACAUUGAGUUCAAGAAAGAGAGGAACCAGGAGCAGGCCACCAUGCCAGACAACACCGUGGCCCAGAAGGUGUGUCACCUGCAGGGUAUCAAUGUGACAGACUUCACUGGGGCAAUCCUCACCCCUCGCAUCAAGUGGGCAGAGAUGGUGGUGCAGAAGGCCCAAACCAAAGAGCAGGCCGACUUUGCUAUUGAAGCUCUGGCUAAAGCCGUGUUUGAGCGGCUCUUCCGCUGGAUCCUGGGCAAAGUCAACAGGGCGCUGGACAAAACCAAACGCCAGGGGGCCUCCUUCCUGGGAAUCCUCGACAUCGCCGGCUUUGAGAUCUUUGAGGACAACUCAUUUGAACAGCUGUGCAUCAAUUACACCAACGAGAAGCUGCAGCAGCUCUUCAACCACACCAUGUUCGUGCUGGAGCAGGAGGAGUACCAGAGGGAGGGCAUCGAGUGGAGCUUCAUCGACUUUGGCCUGGACCUGCAGCCCUGCAUCGAGCUCAUCGAGAGGCCGAACAACCCUCCAGGCGUCCUGGCGCUGGACGAAGAGUGCUGGUUCCCCAAAGCUACAGAUGUCUCCUUUGUGGAGAAACUCAUGAACACACAAGGGAACCAUAUCAAAUUUGCCAAAACUAAACAGCUCAAGAGCAAGAGGUUUUCUCUGUUCCAUUAUGCUGGGAGGGUGGACUAUAACGCCACCGCCUGGCUGACCAAGAACAUGGACCCUCUGAAUGACAACGUCACAUCGCUGCUCAACAACUCCUCCAGCCAGUUUGUGCAAGACCUCUGGAAAGAUGCGGACAGAGUGGUAGGUCUCGACACCAUAGCCAAGAUGUCAGACAGCUCUAUGCAGAGCGGCUCAAAGACCAAGAAGGGAAUGUUCCGCACGGUGGGACAGCUCUACAAGGAGUCUCUGGCCAAACUCAUGACCACACUGCACAACACCCAGCCCAACUUCGUGAGGUGCAUCAUCCCCAACCACGAGAAGAAGGCCGGCAAGCUGGAUGCGUUCCUGGUCCUGGAGCAGCUGCGGUGUAACGGCGUGUUGGAGGGGAUCAGGAUCUGCAGACAAGGAUUCCCCAACAGAAUUGUCUUCCAGGAGUUCCGCCAGCGUUAUGAGAUCCUGGCUGCAAACGCUAUCCCCAAAGGUUUCAUGGACGGCAAACAGGCCUGCUGCCUGAUGAUCAAGCACCUGGACUUGGACCCCAACCUGUACAGGAUCGGACAGAGUAAAAUCUUCUUCCGCACAGGAGUGCUGGCCCAGCUGGAGGAGGAGAGAGACCUGAAGAUCACCGUGGUCAUCAUCGCUUUCCAGUCGCAGGCUAGAGGCUUCCUCGCCAGAAAGGCAUUUUCCAAGAGGCAACAGCAGCUCACAGCCAUGAAGGUGAUCCAGAGGAACUGCGCUGCCUACCUCAAACUCAGAAACUGGCAGUGGUGGAGGCUCUUCACAAAGGUCAAGCCUCUGCUGCAAGUGACCCGACAGGAAGAGGAGAUGGGUCUGAAGGAUGAAGAGCUGACGAAAGCCAAAGAAAGCACUAUAAAGUUUGAAUCGGAGCUGAAGGAGAUCUCCCUGAAACACACAUCGGUUUUGGAGGAGAGGAACGCACUGCAGGAGCAGCUCCAAGCAGAGACAGAGCUGUACGCCGAGGCUGAGGAGAUGAGGGUUCGUCUGGGAGCUAAGAAGCAGGAGUUGGAGGAGAUCCUCCACGAGAUGGAGGCCAGACUGGACGAAGAGGAAGAACGUGCUCAGGCUCUGUUAGUGGAUAAGAAGAAAAUGCAGCAGCAGAUGCAGGAAUUGGAAGAGCAUUUGGAGGAGGAGGAAAUUGCCCGUCAGAAGCUGCAGCUUGAGAAGGUGACCUGUGAGGGGAAGGUCAAAAAGCUGGAGGAUGACAUUUUGGUGAUGGAGGACCACAACAACAAGCUGCUGAAGGAGAGGAAGCUGAUGGAGGAGAGGGUCGCAGACUUCAGUUCCAACCUGGCAGAGGAAGAGGAGAAGUCGAAGAACCUAACCAAGCUUAAAAACAAACACGAGUCCAACUCUGAACUGGAGGUCCGUUUGAAAAAGGAGGAGAAGGGUCGACAGGAGCUGGAUAAGGCUAAGCGUAAGUUGGAAGCAGAGUCUAAUGACAUGCAAGAGCAGAUAGCCGACCUGCAGGCCCAGAUCGCUGACCUCAAAGCCCAGCUCGCAAAGAAGGAGGAGGAGUUACAGAACGCCUGUGCCAGGUUAGAAGAUGAGACAGCUCAGAAGAACAACGCUCUAAAAAUCAGAGAGCUGGAGGGACACAUCUCCGACCUGCAGGAGGACCUGGACUCUGAGCGGGCGGCCAGGAACAAAGCAGAGAAGAUCAAACGGGACCUCGAGGAGCUGGAGGCCCUCAAGUCCGAGCUCGAGGACACCUUGGACUCCACUGCCACACAGCAGGAACUGAGGGCCAGAAUACGUGAGCAGAGGUGAACCUGCUUAAGAGCCAUUGACGACGAGAGACCGGACCCACGAGCCCAGGUUCAGGAGAUGAGACAGAAACACACGCAGUUUGUGGAGGAGCUCACAGAGCAAGCUGGAGCAGUCCAAACGAUUAAAACCUGGAUAAGGCUAAACAAGCCUCUGGAGAAGGAGACGUCAGAAUUGACCAUAGAGGUGCGCUCACUCAACCAGGAACAAGACGGCGAGCACAAGAGGAAGAAGCUGGAGGGUCAGGUGACCGAUCUGCAGACACGCUUCACCGACAGCGAGAAGCAGAGCGAGCUGGGAGAAGCGCUGCUCAAGAUCACUGUUUAGCUGGAGAGUGUGACAGUCAUACUGAACGAAGCAGAGGGAAAGAACAUCAAACUGAGCAAAGAUGUUUCCAGCCUUACCUCACAGCUCCAAGACUCGCAGGAACUGCUGGCUGAAGAGACGCGUCAGAAGCUGCAGUUCUCUACAAAGCUGCGGCAAGCAGAGGACGACAAGAACAGUUUGCAGGAGCAGCUGGAGGAGGAGAUGGAGGCCAAGAGGAACGUGGAGAGACACGUGUCCACCCUCAACAUCCAGUUGUCAGAUUCAAAGAAGAAGCUCGACGAAAUGACGGGAAACGUCGAGCUGCUGGAAGAAAAUAAGAAGCGUCUGCAAAGAGAUUUGGAGGCAGCGAACACGCAGUUUGAGGAGAAGGCCUCCGCGUACGACAAGUUGGAGAAGACCAAGAACCGUCUGCAGCAGGAGCUGGAGGACACGCUGAUGGACCUGGACAACCAGAGGCAGAAUGUGUCCAACCUGGAGAAGAAGCAGAAGAAGUUUGACCAGAUGCUGGCAGAGGAGAAGAGUAUCUCCAGUAAAUAUGCAGAUGAGAGAGACCAUGCAGAAGCCGAGGCCAGAGAGAAGGAGACGAAGGCUCUUUCCCUGGCCAGAGCUCUGGAUGAGGCCCAGGGUUCAAGAGAGGAGCUGGAGAGAGCCAACAAGUCCCUGAAGAUGGAGAUGGAGGACCUGAUCAGCUCCAAGGACGAUGUGGGAAAAAACGUCCACGAGCUGGAGAAGUCCAAGCGAGGCCUGGAGGGGCAGGUGGAGGAGAUGAAGACCCAGCUGGAGGAGCUGGAGGACGAGCUGCAGGCGGCUGAGGACGCCAAGCUGCGUCUGGAGGUCAACAUGCAGGCCCUGAAGGCCCAGUUCGACAGAGACCUGCUGGGACGAGAUGAGAUGGGAGAGGAGAAGAAGAGGCAGCUCAUCAAGCAGGUCCGUGAGCUGGAGACAGAGUUGGAGGACGAGCGUAAACAGAGAACCCUGGCGACCGCAGCCAAGAAGAAGUUAGAGACGGACAUGAAAGAUAUGGAGGGACAGGUCGAGGCGACCAGUAAGGGACGAGACGAGGCCAUCAAGCAGCUCCGCAAGCUCCAGGCCCAGAUGAAGGACUACCAGAGGGAGUUGGACGAUGCCCACGCUGCCAGAGAGGAGGUGCUGACCACCGCAAAGGAGAGUGAGAAGAAGGCCAAGGGUCUGGAGGCCGAGCUCAUGCAGCUACAGGAGGAUCUGGCCGCAGCUGAAAGAGCACGGAAGCAGGCGGAGGCAGAGAGAGACGAGCUGUCUGACGAGCUGUCCAGCAACUCCUCUGGAAAGUCCGCCUUGGCAGAUGAGAAACGCCGUCUGGAGGCUAAGGUCUCCCAGCUGGAGGAGGAGCUGGAGGAGGAGCAGAGCAACAUGGAGAUCAUCAACGACAGACUGAGGAAGAGCACACAGCAGGUGGAUCAGCUGAACAACGAGCUGCAGACGGAGCGCAGCACCUCCCAGAAGAACGAGAGCGCACGGCAGCAGAUGGAGCGCCAGAACAAGGAGCUGAAGGCCAAGCUGCAGGAGAUGGAGAACCAGGUCAAGUCCAAGUUCAAGUCCUCCAUCUCUGCCUUGGAGGGCAAAGUGGUACAGCUGGAGGAGCAGCUGGAGCAGGAGAACAGGGAGAAGCAGGCGUCUGCGAAGGGUCUGCGCCAGAAGGACAAGAAGCUGAAGGAACUGAUUAUUCAGGUGGAAGACGAGAGAAAGCAGGCCGAGCAGUACAAAAGACAGGCAGAGAAGUCGAAUACCCGCAUGAAGCAGCUGAAGCGGCAGCUGGAGGAGUCGGAGGAGGAGUCUCAGCGCGCUACAGCCGCCCGCAGGAAGCUGCAGCGCGAGCUGGAUGAAGCCACCGAGGCCAGCGACGCCAUGAGCCGCGAGGUCAACUCUCUGAAGAGCAAACUCAGGCGUGGAAACGAGCCCUCCUUUGGCAGCACAUCCCGGCGUAGUGGCGGAGGCCGAAGGGUGGUGGACGACGCCUCCGAGGAGGAGGCCGACUCCCAGGGCAACUUCAAUGGAACCAAGCCUGCGGAGUGAGGGACGUCAAAUAACCAAAUAUCAGCAUUUUCUUCCUUCUGCCACUUUACCAAAAAAUAACUUCAAGCCUAUAUAGUUCUUCCACAUCACAUCAAAAAUAUAUCCCAGUGUACUGAUCUGUCGUCUUGUUUCAGAGCACCUUUUCUUGACACGCAGUAGAGUGGUGCGGGAAUGAGUCUUAAAAUCAGGAAAUGAGUUUGCAUCUUACCACUUCUGGUUAGCUCGUCUGGAAGUCAACGUUUUUGGUUUUUGUUUGAAAUAAGGUCUGUGGCUAAUACAAUUGAUGAAAUGUUCACAUCCUGUUGAUACAUCAGUAAACAUCUACUGGUGAAAAACGGGGUUGCUAACAAUUGGCUAUAUAGAACUACUAGACGUCAUCACGUUGAACAUUAGCCGCCUUUAGCUUAGCGUGAUGUGAAGUCAUGUAGUUAGUUUAUGGCACAGCGUUAGUUUCCUCAUUCUGUGGAUUGUAUUUUUGCUUGAAUUAGCAUAACAUUGGUGUUAACAUUUGGAGUUUAUCCCGCUGGACAAUACAUACAUUUGCUACAGAACUUAUCUUCUUCAAUAUUCCAAAACCCUAUGGAAAAAACCCAUUGGCUUUUUGUUGUGGGAGCCCUUGCGAUGCUAACUUCCAGGUCAUCACUGCACCACUUUAUAAUCAGAAGGACUUGAUAUCAACAAGAGGAGUUGUGUUGGUGGCUCUGUUGUGUGUUUUGCUGUUCCUUUUUGUGAAUUUCUUUUUUACACUGUUUUGUACUACACUGAAUGACUGAUUCCUUCUUAUGCAAGGUUUUGUACACACACAGGUGCCCCUAUUACCACGCUAACCUGCCAGCAAAGCCUCGGGCCUCCACUAUAAUUAAGUUAAAGUAGAGACAUCGUGUACGUCUAUGGACGUGUAACCGUCGUCCUGUUGCCUGUGACUGCUGUUAGUGUUUCUCAGCAGCACUGCCACGUUGGAUAUGUAGAAAGAGAUCUAUAUACUUGCUCUGCAUCCAGUGAGUGCUACUGUUUGUACUCCCAACAAUUAUAUAACUGUUCAACAUUUUCCAAAGUCACCGUUUUAUAUUAUUUGCUCCUGAUCUUUUGCCCAGAUAUGUUUAGAUUAGAUUGAGUCAAUAAUGUUUUAAGUCAGAUAAGGUUUAGGGUAACCUUAACUAUUGGGCAAACCUAAUUUUAUAUUUGUGUCCGUGAUUUUCUGUACAUGUUUAAAACAGCCCCUUAUUUCCUGAAAACCAAAUAUUUUUGAUCAUGUUAUAUGUAAUCAACUGAUGUUUACAGGACACCAAAUAAUAUCUGUUAACUGUUGAACCACCUGCACAAGAAAUAAAGAUAUUU
Gymnodraco acuticeps is the source of this 7386-nucleotide messenger RNA. It is a transcript of the gene myh11a, whose product is annotated as myosin, heavy chain 11a, smooth muscle. NCBI's taxonomy places the organism in Eukaryota, Metazoa, Chordata, Actinopteri, Perciformes, Bathydraconidae. Gene Ontology annotation, cellular component: myosin complex. The record is from RefSeq and is a predicted model, not a curated record. Gene Ontology annotation, molecular function: actin filament binding; ATP binding; cytoskeletal motor activity.